Ictalurus punctatus (channel catfish) is the source of this 4444-nucleotide messenger RNA. RefSeq names its product NLR family CARD domain-containing protein 3. The record is from RefSeq and is a predicted model, not a curated record. Lineage: Eukaryota; Metazoa; Chordata; Actinopteri; Siluriformes; Ictaluridae. The coding region runs from base 614 to 3235 and encodes 873 amino acids. The transcript is spliced from 10 exons.
GAACUACAUUUCCCAUCUGCCCUGGCUGUCACAGGCUAAUAGCACCAGCUGCUUUCCAUUGCCCUAAUGAGUGAUUCUACUGCUGCAACGAGACCAAAUACAACGAAAGUAUUGAUGCUGCAAAAGAAGACGGAUCUUUUGGUAGGCUGGUUAAUGAUGACCACAAGCACCCAAAUGGCAGAAUGCAGAAGACUGAAGUGGAUGGAAGCCCACAUCUUGGUCUGUUUGCUUUAACAGACUUUAAAGAAGGUUGAGUUGGUGUUUUCUCACAGAGGAAAGCUGUAGAGUUCUGUCCUCAGUUCUCAGAUCAAACUCCUCCAGACUGAGAGAACUGGACCUGAGUCACAAUAACCUGCAGGAUUCAGGAGUGAAGCUGCUCUCUGCUGGACUGGAGAAUCCACACUGUACACUGGAGAAACUGAGAAUAAAUGGUUAGGAAGUGAAAGUGAAAGUCAGUCUCCAUUUUGUGUGGAGGGGAAAAUACAGCAUUUCAGGAGUAAAAACACAAGACUAUUUCCUGUAAGUGAACUCUGUGCUGAAACAGGGUUUGAUUUAACACACCGAUGUUGGAGUGAAGUAAACAUGUGUCCUGCUGUAAUCUGGAGAAGGAGACAUGACCUCCAACAUGAGUGUGUCUGGAGAACAGGACUUAAAGAGAGACGAGAGAAUGAUGGAGGGAAAGAGAUCAGACUCACCAGAACCCAGCUGUGUGUCCAUGAAGAGUGACCAGUCAAUGGGUAUUCCAAUUUACUUCAGAGAUGGAGCCAGUUCUCCUGAUGUGAGACCACAACAGAAGAAAUCAAACCUCAGCAGAAAUCAGUUGGACUCCAUAUUCAAGGAGCUGGAACACAAAGUCCUCACUCUGAUAAAGAAUGAGCUGAAGAGGUUUAGGAAGCUCCUGAGUCCAGAUUACCCAGCAUGCACUGAGAGGGAGGUGCAGGAUGAGGAGGAUCUGCACAGUGUCAGAGACGGAGCGCUGAAGAUCACACUGCACGUCCUGAAGAACAUGGACCACACAGAUCUCGCUAACACACUGCACAACAAGUCUGUGGCCUCUGUGUAUCAGACAAAGCUGAAAUCCAGCCUGAGAGAGAAGUUUAAAAGAAUUAAUGAAGGAAUCUCACAGCAUGGAAGCUCAGCACUUCUGAAUGAGAUCUACACAGAUCUCUACAUCACAGAGGGGUGGAGUGGAGACGUCAAUAAUGAACAUGAGGUGAGACAGAUUGAGACAGCGUCCAGGAGACCAGCAGCACAGGAGAAACCCAUCAAAUGUAACGAUCUCUUUAAAGACAAGUCCAUCAGAAGAGUGCUGACUAAAGGAGUUGCUGGAAUUGGAAAAACAGUCUCUGUGCAGAAGUUCAUUCUGGACUGGACUGAAGGAAAAGCAAAUCAGGACGUCACCUUCAUGUUUCCACUUCCCUUUAGAGAGCUGAAUCUGAUGAAGCAGAAACAUCUCAGUCUGAUGGAUCUUCUUCAUCACUUUUUCCCUGAAAUGAGAAAACUACAGUUAAUAGACUCCUACAAAGUGGUGUUGAUCUUUGAUGGUCUGGAUGAGUGUCGACUUCCUCUAAAUUUCCAGAAGAAUGAGAGACUGUGUGAUGUGACAGAGUCAGCCUCAGUGGAUGUGCUGCUGACGAACCUCAUCAAGGGGAAUCUGCUUCCCUCUGCUCUCCUCUGGAUCACCUCUCGACCAGGAGCAGCCAAUCAGAUCCCUCCUGAGUGUGUAGACCAGGUCACAGAGGUACGAGGGUUCAGUGAUCCUCAGAAAGAGGAGUACUUCAGGAAGAGGAUCAGUGAUCAGAGCCUGGCCAAUAAAAUCAUCUCACACAUGAAGUCUUCAAGAAGCCUCUACAUCAUGUGUCACAUCCCAGUCUUCUGCUGGAUCUCAGCCACUGUUCUAGAGAGAAUGUUGGGUGGAGCAGAGAGUGGAGAGAUCCCCAAGACUCUGACUCAAAUGUUCACACACUUCCUGAUCUUUCAGAUCAAACACAAGGACCAAAAGUACCAUCAGAAAUGUGACCCUGAUCCUCAGCAGACCAGAGAGAGUAUCCUGGCACUGGGAAAACUGGCUUUCCAACAGCUGGAGAAAGGAAACCUGAUCUUCUAUGAGGAAGACCUGAGAGAGUGUGGCAUUGAUGUGAGAGAAGUGUCAGUGUACUCAGGAGUGUGUACCCAAAUCUUCAGAGAGGAGUUUGGGCUUCACCUGGGGAAGGUGUUCAGCUUUGUACAUCUGAGUGUUCAGGAGUUUCUGGCUGCUUUAUACACAUUUCUCUCCUUCAUCAGCAAAAUUGUAACAGAACAACCAACCACUGAUCUGUCUGAUCUUCUCAACAAGUCAGACAUGUCUGAUCUCCUCAGGAGUGCAGUGGACAAGGCCUUACAGAGUGAGAACGGACACCUGGACCUGUUCCUCCGCUUCCUUCUGGGUCUCUCACUGGAGUCCAAUCAGACUCUCUUACGAGGCUUAAUGCCACAGACAGGAAGCAGCUCUCACAGCAAACAGGAAACAGUCGAGUACAUCAAGGAGAAGAUCAGGGAGAAUCCAUCUCCAGAGAAAUCCAUCAAUCUGUUCCACUGUCUGAAUGAACUGGAUGAUCAUUCUCUAGUGCAGGAAGUACAGACUUACCUGAACAGAGGAGGAAACAGUCGUCUCAGUGGAACCAGACUCUCUCCUGCUCAGUGGUCAGCUCUGGUGUUUGUGUUACUGAACUCAGAUCAGGAGCUGGAUGUGUUUGAUUUGAGUAAAUAUGACCCAUCAGAGGAAUGUCUUCUGAAGCUGCUGCCAGUGGUCAAAGCCUCCAGAAGAGCUGAUCUGUGUGAGUGUGAUCUGACAGAGGAAAGCUGUAGAGUUCUGUCCUCAGUUCUCAGAUCAAACUCCUCCAGACUGAGAGAACUGAACCUGAGUGUCAAUAACCUGCAGGAUUCAGGAGUGAAGCUGCUCUCUGCUGGACUGGAGAAUCCACACAGUACACUGGAGAUACUGAGGUACACACACACACUCACACACACUCACACACACUCACACACACUCACACACACACACACACACACACACACACACACACACACACUCACACACACACACACUCACACACACACACUCACACACACUCACACACACACACACACACACUCACACACACUCACACACACACACACACACACACUCACUCUGUACACUGGAGAUACUGAGGUACACACACACACACACACACACACACACACACACACAUGAUUUGUGUUGAGAACUGGAUCUGAAGGGUAAUAAUCCAGGAGAAUCAGGAGUGAAGCUGCUCUCUGAUCUACUGAAGGAUCCACACUGUAACCUGGAGACACUACGGUGAGUUACUGACUUACUGUCUCUUUACUCUACUGUAUCAUACUGAAUAAUGUGCAUGUGUAUGUGUGUGUGUGUGUGUGUGUGUGUGUGUGUGUGUGUGUGUGUGUGUGUGUUUAUGCUGAUGUGUGUUUACACUGAUGUUCUUCUGUCUUACAGCAUUAAGGGUAAUAAACUCACCAGGACUGGCGUAUGACAGGAGUCUCACCUCAAACCUCUUCUCCAGGAUAAAGCAGUUUUGGUGAAGAGUUAGAACCCGUCCCACAUUUCCAGCAGUUUGGGAGCUGAAUCAUUAAACUUAAAGGGGCAGAGCAGAAACAAAGUCAAGAACAGGCAGAAGGUCGUACACAGGAGAAAUCAACACACGUAACCAAAUAUCUGCUGUACAAAGCAACGGCACCGAUCUGCCCCGGGGAUGGAGACUGACGAGGCUUAAGUACACGUCCGGAAAUGUACAGAAAACUCAUCCCAAAGCACGAGGUGGGAGCAGGCGUGUACGAGAUGUGAUCGUCCAAUGGCCAGCAGGAACAUGACACACUGCAGUGGACUGGGCUUAAAAGAGGAGGAGACAAGACACCCAUCCCUCCCCCGACAUAGACACACGAAUGGAACAUAGUACAAACAGAAAUACAACUGAGGACGUAACAAUGGUCAAGUAUCAAAUAAAAUGUAAACGUGCAUUGAUGAAGUUAAUGUUGUUAGUAAUUGUUUAGAAAUUACCAUGGUAACACGGAGCUCCAAGGUAUAAAAAUAUGGAGUUUGUCAUCAAUCAAACAGUAACCAGUUUUAAUACCUAAAAACGUUUACGUAGCAAAAUUUAGCAAAGCACUUUACAGUAAAUUUAAAUGUAAAAUUAAACUAAUGAAAUGUUGUGCAGCACAUGCUUAUGUUAAUGUUUGUUACAUUAUAUAAUCAUAUAAAUAAAUAAAUACUCCCAAAGUCACUAGAAUUGAAAGCUUUGGUGCUGUUAAACAUUUAGAGAUUGAGGUUGUGGUGACUCAGUAUUUCACUCAGUAUAUCUGGGUAAGACACAGUGAACGACUCACUGCUGGCAUUCAUGAAGAAGUCAUAAACUCCACUGGAAUAAUAAAUAGGAUCUAAUAAAAC